This is a messenger RNA of Penicillium atrosanguineum, 756 nucleotides long. Its product is annotated as copper chaperone CCS1. The coding region runs from base 1 to 756 and encodes 251 amino acids. Lineage: Eukaryota; Fungi; Ascomycota; Eurotiomycetes; Eurotiales; Aspergillaceae. The transcript is spliced from 4 exons. Gene Ontology annotation, cellular component: cytoplasm. Gene Ontology annotation, molecular function: superoxide dismutase copper chaperone activity; copper ion binding. Gene Ontology annotation, biological process: removal of superoxide radicals. The record is from RefSeq and is a predicted model, not a curated record.
AUGAUUGAGCCAUUCCAGACUACAUUCUCGGUCCCCAUGACCUGUGAUGGAUGUGUUAAGGACAUCUCCAGCGCCCUGUACAAGCUUGAUGGAAUUAGCAAUGUGGACGCCAACCUCAACGACCAACUCAUCUUCAUCGAAGGCACCGCGCCCCCGAGUUCCAUCGUGACCGCCAUCCAGGACACCGGCCGCGAUGCGAUCCUGCGCGGAAGUGGCAAUACAAACGGCUCGGCCGUCUGCAUCCUCGAAACACACAAAUCUGUCGUCUCCAACAAGAUCCGCGGCCUUGCCCGCAUGGUCGAGGUCUCCAAGAACAUGACCUUAGUCGACCUGACCGUCAAUGGCAUGGCUCCAGGCAAGUACUGGGCCACCGUCCGUGAAGCCGGUGAUAUCUCACAGGGUGCCGCCUCUGCCGGCGGCAUCUGGGAGUCAUUGAAGAACAAGGUCUUGGGCUCAAAUGAUGCCCCGCCUACGGAGAAGGAGCCGCGGGGUGUCUUUGGAUCAGUGGAUGUUGAUGAGAAGGGUCGGGGCAAUGUGUUCAUGGACCGACCUGUUGCUAUUUGGGAGUUGAUUGGGCGAAGUAUGGUGCUCUCCAAGACUAUAGAGGGUCCCUUCAAGCGCGACGAUGAGCAUACCCUUGUGGGUGUUAUUGCGCGUAGCGCGGGUGUGUGGGAUAAUGAUAAGAUGGUUUGCUCAUGCUCUGGUAAGAAUGUUUGGCAGGAGAGACAGGAGCAGGUCAGUCAGGGUAUGGCUUAA